This is a messenger RNA of Hemicordylus capensis (graceful crag lizard), 2122 nucleotides long. It is a transcript of the gene HSPA14, whose product is annotated as heat shock protein family A (Hsp70) member 14. Gene Ontology annotation, biological process: cellular response to unfolded protein; protein refolding. Bases 188 to 1708 code for a protein of 506 amino acids. The transcript is spliced from 14 exons. Gene Ontology annotation, cellular component: ribosome; cytoplasm. Gene Ontology annotation, molecular function: ATP-dependent protein folding chaperone; heat shock protein binding; misfolded protein binding. Lineage: Eukaryota; Metazoa; Chordata; Lepidosauria; Squamata; Cordylidae. The record is from RefSeq and is a predicted model, not a curated record.
UGAUUGGCUUGGUUCCCCCCAGCCCGCGAGUACGGAAGUAGGCGAGGAGGUGUGGCUGUUGAUUGGCUGUUGCGGAGAAACGGAUUGCAUUGCGGUGCAUUGUGGGGCGGACGGCGCCCGCUGACUAGUUCCCUCUGACCGGAAGGAGGUGAUAUACGCCGGGAGAAGCGUGCGAGACACGGUCUUUAUGGCGGCCAUAGGGAUCCACCUGGGAAGCACAUGCGCGUGCGCCGCCGUUUACAAGGAUGGCCGUGCAGAUGUUGUUGCCAACGAUGCAGGUGACAGAGUUACUCCCGCUAUUGUUGCAUAUUCAGAAAAUGAAGAGAUUGUUGGUCUGGCAGCAAAACAAAAUAGAGUGAGAAAUCUUUCAAACACAGUAGUGAAAGUGAAACAAAUUCUUGGGAGAAGCUCUGGUGAUUCACAAGCUGAGAAGUACAUUGCAGAAAGUAAAUGUUCACUAACUGAAAAGAAUGGAAAACUUCAUUAUGAAAUAGAUGGCAAACUUAUUUCCCCAGAAGACGUUGCAAAGUUGAUCUUCAGUAAAAUGAAAGAAACUGCUCAGUCUGCUUUGGGCUCGGAUGUCAAUGACACAGUUAUUACAGUGCCAUUUGACUUUGGAGAGAAACAGAAGAAUGCUCUUGGAGAAGCUGCUGUGGCAGCUGGGCUUAAUGUCCUUAGGCUAAUUCAUGAACCAUCUGCAGCUCUGCUGGCUUAUGGAAUUGGGCAAGAUUCACCCAGUGGAAAAAGCAAUGUGUUGGUGUACAAACUUGGAGGAUCAUCCCUUUCUAUCACAGUUAUUGAAGUUAACAGCGGACUGUAUCGUGUUCUUUCCACCAACACAGAUGACAGCAUAGGUGGUAUCUGUUUCACAGAAGCCUUAGCACAACAUUUAGCUUCUGAAUUUCAGAGAUCUUAUAAAUAUGAUGUGAGGGAAAACUCCAGGGCCAUGAUGAAGCUAAUGAACAGUGCUGAAGUUGCAAAACAUUCCUUAUCAACACUGGGAAGUGCAAACUGCUUUGUUGACUCGUUGUAUGAUGGCUUGGAUUUUGAUUGCAAUGUUUCCAGGGCCAGAUUUGAACUUAUUUGCUCUGCACUUUUUAAUAAAUGCAUAGAAGCCAUUAAAAAACUCUUGCAGCAAGUUGGACUUAAAGCAGAUGAUAUCAAUAAGGUAGUUCUCUGUGGUGGAUCUGCUCGUAUUCCAAAACUACAGCAGUUGAUCAAAGACCUUUUCCCAACUGUUGAAUUGCUGAACUCUAUUCCUCCAGAUGAGGUCAUUCCCAUUGGGGCUGCCACAGAAGCUGGGAUACUUUUAGGAAGAGAGAAUCUCUUUUUAGAUGACGAGAUGCUGUCUAUUGAAUGCUCUGCCAAAGAUAUCUUAGUCAAGGCAGUGGAUGAGUCGGGGGCUGAUAAAUUCAUGAUGGUGUUUCCAUCCGGAACUCCUUUACCAGCUCGAAGGCAGCAUACUUUACAGGCCCCAGGAGGCAACUCCUCUGUCUGUCUUGAAUUGUAUGAAGCACUAGAAAAAAGUCCCAUAAAAGAGGAAGACAAAUUUGCACAGAUUGUACUCCAGGAUUUAGAUGUAAAGGAAGGUGGUCUGCAUGACAUACUAACUGUUCUCACAAUGAAAAGGGAUGGAUCCUUGCAUGUUACAUGUACAGAUCAAGAUACAGGAAAAUGUGAAGUCAUCACUAUAGAAGUGGCAUCAUAGUCUUGAACUGGAAGACUUUUUGUGUGCUUUUGUUUCCCAUAGCUGAUACUUGGUUUUUUUUUAAGGGGGUUUUAAGUGGAAGAUGCCAUAACUUAGAGAAUACAAAGUAUUGGAACUGUGGAGUUUGCACAUGUUUCUAAAAAAAAGGGAAAGGUCAGAUCAUCACAAGUAGUGGACAGCAGAUGUGUAAUCAGUAAUGAGCUACAAAAAAUUACAGCCAUUUGUAGUUGCCCUACUUAACUCAGAUUAAACUAACUAUAUUUGAGCUAAAGUAAAACAGGAUUUGGCUGAAGAAUCCUUAAGGCUGAUUUUACUACAUGCAAAUAGUUCCAACUGGUUCAUGAAUAGAGGGCAUUGAAGAGUAUAACUUGUAUAUUAAUGCAAAUGUUAAUAAAAUUUAAGGUUUUGUAUUGA